AUGGUCAACAAGGCAGCACUCAAGCCGGCCGAGGACUUCCUUGACUUUGUCAAUGCCUCUCCCACUCCCUUCCACGCCGUACACACGGCCUCGCAACAACUCGAAGCAGCCGGAUACACAAAGAUCAAGGAGCGCGACAGCUGGGCCAGCACGCUCGUGCCCGGUGGAAAGUACUACCUCACUCGCAAUGCCUCUACCAUCAUUGCCUUUGCUGUGGGUAACAAAUGGAAGUCUGGAAACCCCAUCGCCAUGGUUGGCGCACACACCGACUCCUGCUGUCUCAGACUCAAGCCAGUCUCGAAGCGUCAGUCUGAGGGUUUCAUUCAGGUGGGUGUAGAGGCAUACGGCGGUGGGCAUUGGGCGACCUGGUUCGAUCGCGACCUCUCAUUCGCUGGACGUGUUAUGGUGAAGCGCGCGGAUGGUGGAAUGGAACAGAAGUUGGUCAAGGUCGACCGCCCCAUCUGCCGCAUCCCCAACUUGGCCGUUCACUUCGGUGGUUCUACGCCCUUCGAGUUCAACAAGGAGAACCAGUUGUUCCCUAUUGCAGGUCUGGUUGAAGCCGAGCUCAACAGACAAGGCAAGACGUCCGAAGAUGUCAAGACGGAAGAGUCAGACAAGGCCGAUUUCAAUCCUCUGAAGAAUCCCACUGAGCGUCACCACCCUUACGUCGUCGAGAUCCUUGCAGAAGAAGCCGGUGUCAAGCCAGAGGAUAUUCUGGACUUUGAGAUUGUCCUGUACGACACUCAGAAGUCCUGCCUUGGAGGCCUCAACAAUGAACUCAUCUUCUCUGCCCGUCUGGACAACCUCAUGAUGACCUACUGCGCCGUUCAGGGUCUGAUCAACUCCACAUCGCCUCAGGGCAAGUCUCUGAAGGAUGAAAACACAAUCCGUCUGAUCGCUUGUUUCGACCACGAGGAGAUUGGCAGCACCUCGGCUCAAGGUGCUGACUCCAACAUUCUGCCAUCAGUCCUUCGCCGUCUAUCAGUACUUCCUUCUUCUCAGGAAACAGAAAGUGACAGCUCCUACGACCGCGCCGAUCAGCCUACCCACAAGGACGUCGACACGAGCACCGCCUUCGAGCAGUCCCUCUCAAGCUCUUUCCUCAUCUCCGCAGAUAUGGCUCACUCUGUGAACCCCAACUACGCUGCCAAAUACGAGAGCGAACAUAAGCCCCAAAUGAACAAAGGUACCGUCAUCAAGAUCAACGCCAACGUCCGCUACGCCACAAACUCUCCCGGCAUCGUGCUCCUCCAAGAGCUGGCCAAGAGAGCAAAGAAGAGCAGCGGCGACAUGCGCACAAGCGGUCAAGGUGUCCCAUUGCAGAUGUUUGUCGUUCGUAACGACAUGCCCUGUGGUAGCACUAUUGGACCUAUGCUCUCUGCCAACACUGGCGUGAGAACUCUUGACUUGGGCAAUGCACAGCUAUCCAUGCACAGUAUCCGCGAGACCGGUGGUGCUUAUGAUGUCGAGUACUCUAUCAACUUGUUUGAGAGUUUCUUUGAGCAUUACGGCGAAUUGGAGAGCAAGAUUUUUGUAGAUUAG
This is a messenger RNA of Aureobasidium subglaciale EXF-2481, 1542 nucleotides long. RefSeq lists its product as uncharacterized. Gene Ontology annotation, molecular function: metalloaminopeptidase activity; zinc ion binding. Lineage: Eukaryota; Fungi; Ascomycota; Dothideomycetes; Dothideales; Saccotheciaceae. Gene Ontology annotation, cellular component: fungal-type vacuole. The transcript has 2 exons. The record is from RefSeq and is a predicted model, not a curated record. Gene Ontology annotation, biological process: proteolysis. The coding region runs from base 1 to 1542 and encodes 513 amino acids.